Catharus ustulatus (Swainson's thrush) is the source of this 1913-nucleotide messenger RNA. RefSeq names its product fibroblast growth factor 7 (gene FGF7). The coding region runs from base 486 to 1070 and encodes 194 amino acids. Gene Ontology annotation, cellular component: cytoplasm. The transcript is spliced from 4 exons. Gene Ontology annotation, molecular function: type 2 fibroblast growth factor receptor binding; growth factor activity. NCBI's taxonomy places the organism in Eukaryota, Metazoa, Chordata, Aves, Passeriformes, Turdidae. Gene Ontology annotation, biological process: positive regulation of epithelial cell proliferation; regulation of cell migration; positive regulation of peptidyl-tyrosine phosphorylation. The record is from RefSeq and is a predicted model, not a curated record.
UGCACGCGCACGCAUAAGCACAUACACACCAUCUCUCCAGCCUGUUGAUUUAUGGAAACAAUUAUAAUUCUGGUGGAGUCUUUCUGAGCUGAGAAAGUUUGUAGCUACAGUAGAGUGUCUCAUGUUGCAAAAAGGAGACAACAGAAAUGGAGUACUUGGGUAUCCAGCUCUUAUCAACAGGAACAAAUCUUUUGCUUUCAGUGCAAGCAGCAAAUUCAAGUAGUAAAGAAGGUCACAACAACAAAGGUUUUUAUAACUUGUGUCUUUAAAGGAUAUUCUGACUGAAGAGAUAUUUAAGAAGCUCUUCUAUUUCGCCAUUAACUAUUAAGGAAUAACGAUCAGAAUUCUAGAAGAGGGAGCAAUCUCACUUAAAUGAAUCUGUAACUCGUAAAGACAGAAGGCAGGUCGGUGACCUAAGAGCAACAGCCUACUUGAGAUUUAAUUUUCAUUAUGUUGUUCAUGAACACCCAGAACACUGCACUAUAAUGCACAAAUGGAUACUGACAUGGAUCCUGCCAAUUUUGCUCUACAGAUCAUACUUUUACAUUAUCUUUCUAAUGGGCACUAUAUCUUUAGCUUGCAAUGACAUGACUCCAGAGCAAAUGGCUACAAAUGUGAACUGUUCCAGCCCUGAGCGACACACCAGAAGCUAUGAUUAUAUGGAAGGGGGGGAUGUAAGAGUGAGAAGACUUUUCUGUCGAACUCAGUGGUAUAUGAGGAUUGAUAAGCGAGGCAAAGUGAAAGGGACAAGAGAAGCAAACAACAACUACAGUAUUCUAGAAAUCCGAACGGUGGCAGUUGGAAUAGUGGCAAUCAAAGGAGUGGAAAGUGAAUAUUUUCUGGCAAUGAACAAGUCAGGACGGCUCUAUGGAAAGAAAGUGUGCAACGAGGACUGCAACUUCAUUGAACUGAUUGAAGAGAACCAUUACAACACGUACGCUUCUGCAAAAUGGACACACAAAGGAAAGGAGAUGUUUGUUACACUAAACCACAAAGGGGUUCCAAUGAAAGGUAAAAAAACAAAGAAAGAACACAGAGCAUCCCACUUUCUUCCUCUGGCAAUAUCCUAAUCACAAAUGAUCUAUAAAGAACUAGUUCCAGCAGGAAGAUUAAUUUUAAGAAGACUGUUUGACAAGAUACCAAGAGAGGCUGGAAUACUACUGAGAAACUGAACAAGCUGGACUUGCGCAUUUAUGUUUAUUUUUAAGAGACUACAUGAAAAAGAUUUGAAAAUAUACACAAAACCAGAUUUACUAACUAAAAGUUGUAAAAAAUUCUAAAGAGUUGUACAAUCAUUAUCUUAGUCAUUGUAACUGGGUAGUUUCUUAAAUUAAUUUACCCUGAAGAAUAAGUCAUUACUUGAUUAUCUGAUAAUAUUUUAUUUAAAAAACUAUCUGCUUCUUAAAUAUGGCUGCUAUAAUAAUAAUAAGCAGAUGAUAAUGUUGUGUAAAAUAUGUCAGACUUUAAGGCUGCUGGAAUGAGUUGUCAGAUUAUCAAGUCAAUAGAAAAUGUGGAGGCUGAGCAGUAUUUUAAAUACUUCCCCCAAGAAACUGAUACCUUAUACAUAAACUAUAUGAUCAAAAAAAAUAUAAUCUUGUAAAUGUUUAUUGCUGUAUUCAGAUAAGAGAGUUAGUUUGGAAAAAUUAAGUUUACUCUAACACAAAAUGUUCCUAUCUAUUAAUGAAACAAAUACCUAAUGCUGCUCUAAAAGAUGUUUCAAAUAGUGUAUGUAAAAUAAAAAUAGGAAAAAAUAAUGUACUUCAUCUCACUUUUCACAAAUUAACAUUUUAUAUAACAAUGAAGCAAAAAUUCAGACAUAUUAAGGUUUUUUAUGUAACAUAUCCUAUCUUUUGUAUAAUACCUGUUAGGGCAUACAGCUUUCAAUAUUGUUUUUCCAUUCUUAUACAUGCUUU